GUCUGAGAAGCGGUGUGGUUGAGUGCUGACGUGGUGUGCUGACGGUACUAACGAAUAGAAAACGAGCCUAUAGCGAACCCUAAGAGUAAUACGAAGCCCAAACCAGUCUCGUAAAACACUCAAGAAGAAUAUAACGAAGCCUAAUUUUUAUGCGACGCCAAACCAGCCUUAUAAAACACGAAAGAAGAGGAGUAGGCCUAUAACGAAGCCUAAUUUUACUACGGAGCCAAACCAGCCUCCUAAAACAUUAAAAAAGAGGAGUAUAACGAAGCCUAAUUUUGAUACGAAGCCACAGCCUCAUAAGUUUUUAGUCAACACGGCGUUUAUUGUACGUAACUUGUUUUAUAUAUUAUUCACUGUUUUACCUGUUUUUAGUGAUGCCUGACCUGAAGUAUAUAAUUAAUUGAUACGCUUACGUCUUUGGUAACUAAAAAUAAAUAACUGCGAAUAUAUAUUAAAAAAAACCGUGAUAAUUGAACGUACAUCCACAACACACACGAACUAAUGGAUUUCUGAGUCUUCGAUAACUGAAAACAACGAAUAUAAAACCACAACAAGAAAACCAAGCAAAAAGAAAAACAACAACACAACAAGACGAAGAAAGACUAAAAACAAGUUACAACACGUCGGAAGCACGAAUCCACAAACAACAACAAUAACAACAACACCAAACGUACGAUAAUCAAAAGCCACCCGUACGAUGCCUUGCCACGAGGUCGAAAUUGCCGUGUUCCCUCCGGCGUACUCGGCUGAGGAGAAGGAGGAUGAGAAAGUGGAGGAGGAGGUGAAGCAGGAGGUGGAGGACCCGAGGGUGAAGAGACUGACGCUGAGGAAGAAAAGGAACCCGGACCCCAAUGACCCUACCAGGUUCGAGGAUGGCACACUUCGGCUCCGCAACCCGCACAUCGCCGAGAUGGAGCAGGACAUCCUCUACCACCUGGCCCUGGGCUCCGGCUCCCACGACCUGCAGGAAAUGUUCAGCGACGUGCGUUUCGUGUGCAUGGGGGGGACGCCUAAGCGGAUGGAGAGCUUCGCCAACUUCCUCAUGGACGAGAUCGGAUACAAGCUGCCCGCCGGGACCACGCUCCUAGACAUCUCCUUCCAGUCCUACAGAUACUCCAUGUACAAGGUCGGCCCGGUGCUGUGUUUCUCUCACGGCAUGGGCAUCCCCUCGGUGGGCAUCCUACUGCACGAGGUCAUCAAGCUUAUGUACCACGCGCGCUGCCGUGACCCAAUCUUCUUCAGGCUCGGGACCUGCGGCGGCAUUGGCAUCGAGGGCGGAAACCUGGUGAUCACGGAGAGCGCGGUGGACGGCCUCAUGCAGCCCUUCCUUGAGCUGCCAGUGUUGGGCAAGAUGCAGAAGCGGCCCGCCCUGCUGGACCGCCAGUUGGCCCACGACCUGAAGAACCUGCGCGGCGACGACGACCCCUUCUCCGUGACCGUGGGCAAGACCAUGUGCACCUACGACUUCUACGAAGGUCAGGGGAGACUGGACGGCGCCUUCUGCGACUACACCGAGGCGGACAAACUGGCCUUCCUGCAGCGCAUUCACGAGGCCAACGUGGUCAACAUGGAGAUGGAGAGCCUCUGCUUCGCCGCCCUCUGCCACCACGCCGGCAUACGCGGGGCCGUCAUCUGCGUCACGCUCCUCAACAGACUGCACGGUGACCAGGUAUCCACGCCCAAGGAGACUCUGAACAAAUGGCAGGAGUACCCUCAGAUGCUGGUGGCCCGCUACAUCAAGAAGGCGAUGGGUCUGCCCGUGGCCAUCCCGCAGCGCAGCCACCCGCAGGUAGUCAAGUGCCCUAAACACGCCCAGAUGGCUUAAGGGGAGAGAGAGAAGGUGUCUGACUGUGGAAGGAUGGAAAGUGUGGAGGGAGAACACUGACCCGAGGAAAGGAAAGAACGGAGAACAGAUAAACAGAUAAUGAGGAAAAGAAAACGGGAGAAGGAGAAACAAAGGAGAGGAAGAACGGAAAAAACGAUGAACAGAUAAACAGAUGAUGAGGAAAAGAAUGAGGGAGGAGGAGAAACGAAGGAGAGGAAGAGCAACCGAGGAAAGGAAAGAACGGUGAACAGAUAAACAGAUGAUGAGGAAAAGAAGGAGGGAGGAGGAGAAACGAAGGAGAGGAAGCGCAACCGAGGAGAGGAAAGGAAAGAACGGUGAACAGAUAAACAGAUGAUGAGGAAAAGGGAGGAGGAGAAACAAAGGAGAGGAAAAGCAAACUCUGGAGAAAACAAAGACAAAGGAAAAAUAAAGAAAACAAUGAGAAAGGAGAGGGAGAGGAAGAAAAUAAACAAAAGAAGACUAGGAAGAAGACAAUUAUGGAGAAAACAAUGAACGACGGACAGAAAAACAGAGAGAAAGGGGGGAGAGGAGGAGAGGAAUUAAAGGUGAGGAGAUAAUACUUUGGGGAGAUAAAAAAAAAAGAAGGGAGUUUAGACAUGCACGCCCGCCCGCCCGCACGCAUGCAAUGGGGUACAAGCAUGGAGGUAGAAUUGGUGGAGUCGACAUCAACCCAAUUAAGUGAAUCCGCCCGAGCUGUCAUCUUUACGGCCAGAUGUCAGGUGUUGUUAGGUCAGGCUCCCUCACCCCCAUCUUUUGGCCGUAAAUUUGACAGUUCGUCGGCUUCACCUCAAUGAAUGGGAUUAGCGAGCCGUGUCGACUCCACCAAUUCUACCUCCAUGGGUACAAGCUUGUCUGCCCAACGUUGCCAGAUUGUCGUACUCAGCCGCUUAUAUUUCCCGACUUCCUACACCAAAACUGCCUUCUGGGCUCCAAUAACGAUACUCAUUUAUAGUUCUCGUUAAAAGACAAAAAGAGUUAGAUCCUGAUGUUUCUUGGCAAUAGUUAGGCGUCAGAAAUCGGUAAAUACUAUGGUCUGAGUACGAUAAUCUCUCCAACAUCACUCCCCAUCUUCCUUUUCCUCCCCCCAUCAACCACCCUCUCCCCUUCUCCCUUUUCUCCUCCCCAUCACCUCCACAUCUUCCCUCUCUUAAACUGUCACCUCCUCCCCAUUUAUGUAUCCUCCCCUCUCCCCCUCCCCCCCCUCUUCCCCCCACCCCGGCUGAAGAAAUGAAGAAGAGGAGGAGGAAGAAGAGGAAGAGGAAGACACGAGGAGGAGGAGGAGGAGGAGGAAGACGAGGAGGUGAAUCAGUAAGUCUCAUUAUUAUUAUUAUUAUUAUUAUUAUUAUUAUUAUUAUUAUUAUUAUUAUUAGUGUUGUCAUUGUGGUUACUUUUAUUGUGGACACGCGUGACAUAUCCAACAGGUGUUUGUUUUAUUUAAUUUUUAAGGUAUAUGUUAGUUCAUUUAUAUUUGACUCCACUUUUUAUUUCUCCUUCCUUUUUUUCAUCUCCAUCUAAACAUUUUCACUUAUUCAUUCGUCUUCCCUCUCAUUAUGCAUUUUCCUUCACUAUUUUUCCUUUCAUUAUCAAUAUUUACCGUCCCCCUUUUUUUCCUUCACUUUUAUCACGUUUUUUUUAUUUAUCUCCAUCUAAACAUUUUCACUUAUUCAUUCGUCUUCCCUCACAUUAUGCAUUUUCCUUCACUAUUUUUCUUUUCAUUAUCAAUAUUUACCGUCCUUUCAUCUCUCCUUCCUUUCUUUCACUUUUUUUAUUUAUCUCCAUCUUCAUUAUCAUUCAUUCAUUAGUCUUCCCUAUAUUAUGCAUUUUCCUUCACUAUUUAUCUUUUCAUCAUUAAUAUCUGACUCGCUUUCUAUAUCUCCUUUCCCUUUUUUUUUAUUCAUCUCCGUCUUCAACAUUAUUCAUUCAUUAGUCUUCCCUAUAUUAUGCAUUUUCCUUCACUAUUUAUCUUUUCAUCAUUAAUAUCUGACUCGCUUUUCAUCUCUCCUUUCACUUUUUUUAUUCAUCUCCGUCUUCAUUAUUAUUCAUUCAUUAGUCUUCCCUAUAUUAUGCAUUUUCCUUCACUAUUCAUCUUUUCAUCAUUAAUAUUUGACUCGCUUUUCAUCUCUCCUUUCACUUUUUUUAUUCAUCUCCGUCUUCAUUAUUAUUCAUUCAUUAGUCUUCCCUAUAUUAUGCAUUUUUCUUCACUAUUCAUCUUUUCAUCAUUAAUAUCUGACUCGCUUUCUAUAUCUCCUUUCACUUUUUUUCAUUCAUCUCCGUCUUCAUUAUUAUUCAUUCAUUAGUCUUCCCUAUAUUAUGCAUUUUUCUUCACUAAUUAUCUUUUCAUCAUUAAUAUUUGAUUCGCUUUCUAUAUCUCCUUUCCCUUUUUAUUAUUCAUCUCUCUUCAUUAUUAUUGAUUUAUUCGUCUUCCCUAUAUUAUGCAUUUUCCUUCACUAUUUAUCUUUUCAUCAUUAAUAUUUGACUCGCUUUUCAUCUCUCCUUUCACUUUUUUUAUUCAUCUCCAUCUUCAUUAUUAUUCAUUCAUUAGUCUUCCCUAUAUUAUGCAUUUUUCUUCACUGUUUAUCUUUUCUUCAGUUUUCCAUCAUUUCACUACUACUACUACUACUACUACUACUACUACUACUACUACUACUAUUACUAUAUUCUACCUUUAUAUUGCAAGGACUACAAAAACAAGAAUCUGAUCAAAAAAAGUAAGGUAUCGGGGCUCAAACCUGUUACACACAUAUUUGUUAAGAGAUUAUUAAUAUUUUUUUUAGCCAUAUAUAUAAGUUUUGUACGUAGAGUCUCUUCACUGUUCGAGUAUGUUAACACGUUUAUUAUUAUUAUUAUUAUUAUUAUUUGUAUUUUUCAUGUGUUAGUUUCCGAUGUUCAUUUGUGACGUCACUAUCUUACAUAUCUCUCAAACGUAUCGCCACUUAAAGGGUAUAAGGCAAACUUAAAAUUAUAUAAAUAACUUGUUACCUGCUCUAUUAACUCUACUGACUAGGCUACCUGAAGAUAUUUUUAGUCGUGCAACAGUGAAAUAAGUAAUCUCUCAAUAUAUGUUUUUUAGAUAGCGUAAGUCUUAGGCCGAGAACGCCAUAUUUUCCUAUCUAUUAUCAUCUCAUUCCAAACAGUAUUACUAAAUUGUCUUUCUAAGUUUCUAAGGUAUUGGAGAUUUUAUUAUUUAACAUUUACGGGUUUUUAAAAAGUGUGUGUGGAGGCGUGUCUUGCCAAAUUACGGUGUAUUGUGAAAGAUAUUCCUGUUUUUAUUGUUAACAUUGUCCACUUCAGCGAGUUAGGUUUUGUUAGGAUUAUUUGUGAGAUGAUACCGUGACUGUUGUUCUCGGUUAUAUAGAUGGCAGACAUUCUAUAUCAUAAGGCUCACAUUCUCAGACAUUUCGGAGCUCACACGCCCACAUUCGAUAAGGCUUUUGUAGAGGCUGUGGGCAUUUCCAUGGGUAGUUUUAUGAGCCUAGUGAUAGUUUGAUAAGGCUUCUGCUUACACACCCACGUUAAAUUUUGAUAAGGCCUUCUUCGGGGUUGUUGUGGGUAGUUCCAUGGGUAGUUUUAUGAGCCUAGUGAUAGUUUGACAAGGCUUCUGCACCAUGAACGUGAAGAAAACACUAAAAAAAAAAAAGCCCAACUAAUAUUUCUUAAACAUUUCGGAGCUCACACACUCACAUUCGAUAAGGCUUUUGUAGAGGCUGCGGGCAUUUCCAUGAGUGGUUUUAUGACCCUAGUGAUAGUUUAACAAGGCCUCUGCACCAUUAACGUAAAGAAAACAUUAAAACCCGACUAAUCUCCUUUGUGUGGUCUUUGGAAAUACUUGUGAAAGCCGAAAGCGUCUGAGAAUCCUACGGGCCGAAAUCUGAAAAAUAUAGAUGACAGUCACUCUUAAGAUCGUGUACAAACUGAUAUUGUGUCUAUAACGUAACCAUUCUUUCGUCAGCCAUUCGUCACCAUACGGAGAGGCCAAGGAACAUGUAUAAAAAAAAGAUAUUGUGUAUUGUUAUAGUUCCAGAUACUUUGUUUUAUGCGACGGGUAAAAUCAGGUCAAAUAUUAGGGCAAUGGUUAUCUAAUUCGUCCAUAUCUAUCGGGGUAACUAAUUCUGUCUACUUAUGAUGGAAGUAGGAAAAGGGUAAAUCGGGUAGCCUAUUAUGUGUUUUGUAUACGUCCAUCAAUGUUACCACACUGUCCACGCUAACUAUGAACACAAGCCCCGCCCACACCAGCGUCCACCAAUCACAUGCGGGCUGAGUUGCAGAGUGGGCGUGGCUUGCAUGCGAACUGGCCAAUGACGUGCACGCAAUAGAGAAAAGAGGAGGGGCUAAUGUGCCGAGUUAGCGUGAAUAGGCUAUAUAAACGCCCCCAACCAUACCAACAAAUCUUAGUGCCUAUUUAACACUGUGAUAGGAUUCAGAAUAUAGUUAAAGAACCUUCGAUUGUCAUAUAGGAGCUUUGAUCGUUUUAUAUAAUCCACGAUCGCUUUGUAGAGUAUUCCAUCACCUAGUAUAAACCCUGAUCGCUUUUUAUGGUAUCCGAUCGCCUUUUAGAACUCGGUCGAUUUCUAUAGCUCACGAUUAUUUUGUAGGGUAUUCCAUUCCCUUAUAUAACCCACGAUCGCUUCUUAGGGUAUUCGAUCACCUAUAGGACCCACGCUCGCCUUACAACACCCUUCAGUCGCCUUAGAGGAGCUUCCGAUUGUCUUAUAUGGUACUAGAUCGCCUUGCCUUCCGUCACACGCCUCUUUAUCCACUUAUUUGAUCCUCUCUUCCACAUGUGUAGAGAAGAAAGGGAAGGUCGUGAUAUAUAACUCUUAGUGAAGGAACUGUGCAGAGGAGUGAUUAGACGCACAUCCUGGUGAAUAAAUAAGAAAUGUAAAGAAUUAUGUCUCUUUUAGCUUCUAGAUUACGGAGGAUCGAAUAUAAGCUUGUACAAUGCCCUUUAAUUGUUCCUCCUGGUUAAAGAGAUGAGACGAGGCAGCCAUAUAGGUUUUAAGUGGGCAGUUUUGCAGACAAGGAAAGAUGGAAAAGAAAUAAAAGGAAGCUGUGAAUUAACGAAUGUAUAAAAAAAAGUGUCGUACGAGAGAAAGGAAAGAAAACUGAGCAUGUAAACAAGAAAAUAAGGAAAGAAAACACGAGAGAAUGUAUAAAAAAUGUCGUACGAGGAAAAGGAAAGGAAACUGAGCAUGUAAACAAGAAAACAAGGAAAGAAAACACGAGAGAAUGAUAAAAAGUGUCGUACGAGAGAAAGGAAAGGAAACUGAACAUGUAAACAAGAAAAUAAGGAAAGAAAACACGAGAGGAGAAAAGAAUAUUGUAAAUGUGCGCCGAGAAAAGAAAGGAACUGAAACUAUGUUACUGGGAAAAGCAAGGAAAGAAAUGUUUAUAUGCACGAGAAGAGAAAGGGAUAGAAACUGUGUGCACAAGAAAUAAAAGGAAGAGAAAUUUGGAAGAGAAAGUAGACUGUGUAAAACGGAAGAGGGAGAGAAAAAUGAGAAACCGUGUACCUAUGACAAGAACAAGAAAAAGGACAUUGUGGACACUAGAAAAGAAAGGAGAGGUAAGGAAACGAAAUAAAAGAAGAGGAAGGAAGGAAAACUACACAUGGGAAGGAAAAAAGAAGAAAAAACCGUAGAGAAGGACAGAAAACGGACAUUGUGGACACUAGAAAAGAAAGGAAAGGUGAGGAAACGAAAAAAAGAAAAGGAAGGAAGGAAAAAAACGAAGAAACCCUACAUAAGAAGGAAAGGAUAAAAGGAUAUAUGGAAGAUAAUAUUAAAUGCUGUUGAAAUUUUAAUACUUCUCUUCGAUAGGAUAUUUUUUUUGUAGGAUAUACGAUAGAGGAUUCGCUUUCAGGAUGAAAUGGCAAGGAUAUUAUGAUCACAGAAAAGCCAUGAAGACUGUCUGAGUGUUGUAAAGGAAUUAGAAUGCAUUUUGAGAGGAUUGUUUUAAGGGUAGGAUAUUAUAUAGGAUUCGCCUUUAGGAUGAAACGGCAAGGAUUCAAGACAACAAAGAAACAUGGAUAGCGUCUGAAUGCGAGAUAGAUCCUUUUAAAACUGGACUAGAUGCUUAUAAAGGAAUUAGAAAGUACUUGGAUAGGAUAUAAAAACAGGAUAUAGGAUUUACUUACAGAUAUGGAGGAUUGAAGGAACAUGGACAGUGUCUGAAUGCAAGCUAGAUAGACUGAAUGCUUUUGAAGGAGUCACAAUGCGCUCAGAUAGGAUGGAAUGCUUUUAAAAUCGGAUAGAAUGCUUUAACGACAAGACAAAAUAGGAGUUAUGUACGAGGACGCAAGUUUGACGCCCCCUCUCCUGCCCUAGUGAUAUUAUUAACAUGUGAUAGCCGGGUGAGAGUUGCCCGCUGUAUACUCAUGUUGACUAUUAUGUGAUAUCUCCGUCUGUCUGUUCCGUAAUAAAGAUAUGAAGUUA
This is a messenger RNA of Eriocheir sinensis (Chinese mitten crab), 8280 nucleotides long. Its product is annotated as uridine phosphorylase 1-like. The transcript has 7 exons. The coding region runs from base 701 to 1828 and encodes 375 amino acids. NCBI's taxonomy places the organism in Eukaryota, Metazoa, Arthropoda, Malacostraca, Decapoda, Varunidae. Gene Ontology annotation, biological process: uridine catabolic process; nucleotide catabolic process. The record is from RefSeq and is a predicted model, not a curated record. Gene Ontology annotation, molecular function: uridine phosphorylase activity. Gene Ontology annotation, cellular component: cytoplasm; cytosol.